GAGCCUGACGCCAAAUCAGUGACUUUCUCCCAGAUUCCUAGGGGUGAUUCACUUCUACUUUCUGACCAAAACUACUGCGAAGAAAUGAGAGAUUAUUCAUUCUUUUAAACACGUUCUUCUUCUUUCGCCGUGGGUGGAAAAACAAGACUCGAGAGGGACUACUUGCUUCAGUUCAUUUGAUUAUAAGGUGCACAUCCUACCAUCCACCACUAGGAGAUUUCCUUUUCUGAAAACCGACAAGGCAACUAAUUUCACGACAUUUUUCAAGUGCUAUAUUGGAGAACACUUAUAGCACUUUACCUCUGCUUCUACUUGGUAAACCCAAUAUCAUCUUCAGGGCUCAACUGAUUAGUGCCUUCAAUUUAUGGUUACAUUCUUAGAAUAUCCUGAAUAGAUUAAUGUGAGUUCGUGUGCGUUUCCCAAAAGCUGGAAAUAAUUAAAGCUGAGUUCUUAUCAGUUAGGUGUAAUGUUCUUUGUUCACCAAUCUAUAGUUUAAAUUUUUAUAAUGUGUGACCAAGAUUAUUUAACUGAAAUUAUUGAUGUCGUCAGUUUUAAUCAAGUAGUAUCGUUCAGCACUUCAACAAACAUAUGAAGAUCCAAAUUGGAAACUUAUCUACUGCUACAUAUAGGACAAAAUUGAAUUAAAAUACAAAGUCAAUUAUGAAACUAUAGUGAAACAGAAUCGAAUUGAGUGAUUUAUGAGAAACAAAAAUUAUUUUGCACGAGUUCGAGGAGCAAAUUUAAGGACUAGACCUUGAACUUUCUGAAAGGCACAGUUAUUUACAAGUUAUUACCAACUAUUAUUUGAAGGAGACUGCUGUUAUUUCAUGCUAUAGCCAACAGAUGGAGUCUUUCUCUUGAAAUUUCCUGAUAUUUGUAUUUAUAUCUAAAAUCAAUUACUUGUAGCUAUUUUGUGUUAUUAAGCCUAUUUUAUCUAUCAAAAUAAGGAGUUUUUUUUGUAUUUUUGAUUGGUUCUACAAAAAGCACCAGAAUGUCUAUGGAUGUGGUAGACUUUGAUCCAGAUUCGUGGGAAUCGUUUCUUAACUUUACAACAACAAUAAAUGAUAGCGGGAACAAAAUGUUGGCCCAGUCUUCAAAUCUAUGUGUUGGUGAUUCUGGGAACAGCACAAGUUCUAGUUCGGCCGUGCUGGACACAAACAUAUCUAAGGAGGUUGAUAUCCUGAGUCAAUCACAAUCAAAUCCAGAGAACAAUGGAGAAUUCACAAAUAACGCUGAAGAGAGAAAAGACUUAACAAACCUAAAGUAUAAACUUCGCCCACGAUCCAUCAUAAACCGUAUUGAAACAGAAAAACGUAAACAAUCUAAGAAAAUACCAAAACCAAAACAGAAACCUGCACCACUCAGUAAAUACCGUCGGAAAACCGCUAACGCUCGUGAAAGAGGUAGAAUGCAAGAAAUGAACCAAGCUUUUGAGAAACUACGGAAAGCGGUUCCUGAAAUUCCGAACAAGGCUGGAUCCAGUUCGAAAUUGACUAAAAUCACGACACUUCGUUUAGCUGUUAAUUACAUAGCUGCUCUGACUGACAUUUUGCAGCAAACAGACACUGGGAAAUCAGCAGGACAUUCUGACUCUGGACAGUCUCUGGAGUCACUAGAGUCCAGUCUGAAUUUUGAUUGUGAACCUUGUGUCCUACCGAUUGACUAUCUCGAUUUCAUGCUUGAUUCUGAUGGUGAUAGCAUGCCUUUAAGUGACGAGCUGACGAAUUCCUAAUGCGAAUCUAUCAAGACUUCGUGACUUUUCUAGAUAGUAUAAGAAAUGUACUUUGUAGAAGAUGAAAGUUUUAGGUUAUUAUUUUGAAUCCAGAUUUGUGUUAUAUUGUGAUGAAGCUGUUGACAAUCGGUUAUAAUUAAACGUUUUUGGAGCUUGUAAUUAUGACUUAUGCUGCACCUGCUGGGUAGGUGCUUUACUACUCACCAAGAAACUUACCAGUCCAAACACUGACACAGACUUUUGUUUCUUUGUGAUAACACUGAGGAUGUGGUAUGAUUGAUAUCACUGACAAAAUUGCUAACAAGACAAUUAUUGUUCAUGCUUUUCAGAAACGAUACUUCAUCGAAUCUCACAGAAGCCACCGAUCUUUGAAUGUGCCAAACUAGUGUUGAUUGAUUGAAUUAGACAAACUAACUUUACAUGGGAUAAUACAGUUGCUUUUGUCAAAUAUAGAGUUCACCUGUUUACUUAUUAAACGGAAAAAAAACUAUGUCAAACGUUGAAAGAAGCAGCAUAAACUAUGCCUAAUGGUGAUAUCAGAUUCUAUUCAAAUAACACAUUAAAAACGCGAGGGUUUCAAAUUAAAACUGCUUUGUAGAUCUUAUUGCUUCCAAUGUUGUUUUUGUUUUUUCAUGAAGCUCAUGUGACUGUAACAUUGUAGUGAAUAAUCAUUUAUCUUGAUUUUUAUGUAGAA
Molecule: messenger RNA, 2426 nt
Organism: Limulus polyphemus (Atlantic horseshoe crab)
Lineage: Eukaryota; Metazoa; Arthropoda; Merostomata; Xiphosura; Limulidae
Product: twist-related protein-like
Exons: 2
Coding region: 992-1732 (246 amino acids)
Molecular function (GO): protein dimerization activity
Source: RefSeq, a predicted model, not a curated record